CUAAACGGACUAAACGUCAUUUUAAAUUCAAUUUCGCGUUUUCCAAUUUGCCCUGCCACCAAUUUUUCUGUUGAUGUGUAACUUUAUCACCUAUGUUGGUCUUUUUUUUGAAACUCAUGGCUUCGUACAGCUUCGUCUUAUUAUAUAUAAAGUCUUUCCUGUGGUAGAGUAGUCGUAAGAAACAUCGCGAUCGUGAUUGGGGUCCUGUAUUUUUACUACCUGCUGAGAAAUGAAAAAGAUUAUUUUAUGUUUUCACCAAAAAGGAGAAUACAAGUGAUUUAAGCUAUUGCUAGAUCAUAGAAAAGGCUUAUAGAAAUAGUUCCAUGUUAGCGUAGUUGUUAGGUAAAUAAGUAAAAGUAAAAUGUCUGGAAAGAAGUGUAAGCACUGCGGGUCCUCGGACAUCGAGGUGGACCCGGCCCGCGGUGAUGCAGUAUGUACGAAUUGCGGUUCUGUGUUAGAAGACAAUAUCAUUGUAGCAGAAAUAGAAUUUCAAGAGAAUGCCCAUGGUGGAGCUUCUACAAUUGGACAAUUUGUGUCUGCUGAGUCUAAAGGUGGAGCUACAGGUUUUGGAAGAGCGUUCAAUGUUGGUAUUGGCCAGGAGUCCAGAGAGGUGACACUGAGGAAGGCCCGAGAAGGCAUCACAGCUCUGUGCCAGCAACUGCGCCUCAACCAGCAGUGUAUAGACAUUGCCUGCAACUUCUACAAGAUGGCGCUGUCCCGACACUUGACUAUUGGGCGGCCCUCCAGUCAUACUCAAGCAGCCUGUGUGUAUAUGACAUGCAGAACUGAAGGCACAGCCCACCUGUUAAUUGAUGUCAGUGAUGCAGUGCCAAUCUGCUGCUACCAAGUUGGCAGAACAUAUUUCAAGCUAUCCAGAGCCUUGUGCAUCAACAUCCCACCUACUGAUCCAUGUCUUUACAUCCUGCGGUUCUCAUCACAGCUGCAGUUCGCGGAAAAGUCUCACGAGGUCAGUAUGACUGCCCUGCGACUUGUCCAGCGGAUGAAGAGGGACUCCAUACACUCUGGAAGAAGACCCUCCGGUAUUUGUGGAGCUGCGCUGCUCAUAGCAGCUCGGCUCCACGAAUUCAACCGAACGCCCGCCGACGUAGUCCGAAUAGUCAAAGUUCACGAGUCUACACUACGCAAGAGACUCCUAGAGUUUGGAGACACGCCUUCCAGUGCCCUCACUCUUGAGGAGUUCAUGACAGUAGACUUGGAAGAGGAGCAGGACCCACCAGCCUUCAGAGCCGCCAGGAAGAGGGAUAAGGAGCGGUUACAAAAGUUAAUGGAAGAAGAGGAUGGAGAAAAAGAACUGACAGACUUGCAGAAGGAGAUAGAACACCAACUGGAAAACGAUAGCAAUAGAAGAAGAAAGGUAGCUGCUGUCAUUGGGGCAUCUACUACUGUGUUAGGAAUUGAUGAAAAUUCACAAGAAGACGCAGAAGCCUCUAGAUUUGCCGCAGAAGAUGCAUUGGACCGUAUCGGAGAAAUAGCGAAAGACGUCCAGUAUAAGGAGCCUAUAGAUGGACCCAGCUAUAGUGAAAAACCGAGACAUGAAAAAGGACUGGGGCCAGAUUUAGCAGUGAUAGGUCUAGGCGGGCCCAGCUCAGAAGACAAAUCAGACAAGUUUGUCCGCCCAGAACCGAAGCAGAAAGACCUACAUAACGCCCACGAGUUGGUGCUCGAUCAGAAAGCUGAAGAGUAUAUCAAUUCGCUUAUAAUGAGUGAGGAAGAGGUUAAGCAUAAGGCCAUGCUGUGGCAUAAGAUUAAUGCUGGCUAUUUGAAGGAGCAGAAGAUAAAAGAAGAGCUUCGCGCCAAAGAACGAGAGGAAAAUAAGGACAAAAAGAAGAAACUUCGCGGUUCUUACAAGAAACGGACUCCAUGCAACGCAGCAACUGCUGGGGAGGCUAUCGAGAAGAUGAUUGCUGAAAAGAAGAUAAGCUCUAAGAUUAACUAUGAUAUUCUGAAGAGUUUGGACAAUCCAGGGGGGACUGUGCCGCCUGCAACGCCUAAGCAGACUGUUGUUGUUGAAUCCAAGCAAGCGACGCCAUCACCUGCAGUCCCCGCGUCUCCCGUCCCGCGCAAGCGCAAGAAGAAGACCCCCGCCGCCGCGUCCCCCGCGCCCGCGCCCCGCACCCCCGCCACCCCGGCGCCGCCUACACCGCAGCCCGCUGCUGACAUAGCAGAUGAUUACGAAGACGAGAUAGAACCGGACCCAGUGGACGCGGGCGACGAGCUCUCCCUAGCCGCCAUGCUGCAGAACGGACAAGACGACGAUUAUUACGACUACGAAGAAUAUUGAUAUACAUAACACAAAACCCGUUGUCUAUGACGGGAACAGAUUUACUUAUGACCACUCCCAGUAUUAUAUAUAUCUGGAGAUUUGCUUACUAGAAAUAUAACAUGAGCUCCAUAGAGGUAAUGUCAAAUUCGAAUCUUUUUUUUAACAAAGGCAAAAAUCAUCAAAUGACUCCUCUCGCUGUGGGUUAGCAGCGAUGAGGGAGACACUUUUACUUACUAAAAAUCCAUAGUGUUCUUUCGUAGGCCUUUUAUGUACCAGGGCGCGGUAACAUAAGGAGCUUAAGAAGAAACAAAAUGUGUUUAAGCAAAACAACAGAUGGAUAGAAUAUUGGGAUUGGUAGAUAUUUUAUUUCGAAUGUAGACCUUUCUGGGAAGUCUAAAGUUAUGAGCCAUUAAUAUUGUCUGUGGAUGCGGCAGUAAUAGAGCCUCCUUGCUGCCGACAUAUUCCGUAGAAAAACAAGUUGUUAAAAAUCCUAUGUAAUACUAUAAUAUUACAAUUUGUCAUAUAUCUUUACAUAGCCAGAAAUCAGGAAAUAAGUACAACAUACUCUUUUUUCUAUAUAAGUUUUUUAAGCAUAACACAUAGUAUCAUUUUUAGUAGGAUCUCUUUGGUUUAGAUGGGAUUUUUAACACUAAUGUAAUAUAUGAAGAAUGAACUUAAAACUAAAACAUAGUUUAAAAAACUAAAAAACACGGUUGUCAUGUAUUGUCAUGAGAACUCAGAGCGUGUGCAAAAGUUCAUCUUAAUCUAAGACCUGGAAGUGUGUCAAAUUAAGAUUCCAAGAUUUUCUUACAUACAUAGUUACAAGUGAAGCUAAUAUUACAUGAAACUGCCUAUCUGGCCUCCUCAAUUUAGAAAGGCUGAAACUGAAGCCACUGCCGAACAUUCGGUUUUGGUUGGAAACCCAAUUUCGGUCGGACUAUAGUAAAUAUCUUAUUAAAAAUAUAAAUAAUUGCUUAAAAAACAGUUCAAUAAGAUAUAAGUGAGGCGCCUCAGGAUUUGUUAUUGUAUAGAAAAUCAGUUCAGACUCGGAGAAAUAGCCAAAUUCGUUAGUUUCCGAUUUUUAUAGUACAUAGUCUGUAGCAGGUAAUUUAUUAUACAAUUUCAUAGUAUACAGCAGUUUAUAGUUUAGCAUACCUUUUUUAUAAAUUAAAGUAAAAAAUUUGAUAAUGUUUGAAAUAAAAUAGCAUACACAAUACGUACAAAAAUGUAAUUAACAGCAAUAAAACACCAAAACAUAGCCUUAUUAAACAUAUAUAAAAGCUUAGAAUUUUUACCUCGCAAAAAUAUGACGCAGACUUGAGAUACUUCAACAACUAUACACAGUAAAGUUAGAGUAUUUAUUAUAUAAACUUAGAAUAGGCAUUUUAGAUCUAGAGGAUAGAAUGUUUCGCUAGAGCAGAUUAUAUGAAUGUAUGACUAUAUCAAUGUCUAAUACUUAGCGCCUGUGUUUCCUAGCUGCGAAUUACAACAAGCGAUCCAUCGAUUAUAUAUUGAAAUCCAUACUAAUAUUAUAAAACUAAGGAGUUUGUUUGCUUAAACUCAAGCCUUGAAAGCGCUAAUCUCGAACUACUGGUCCGGUAAGAAAAUACUUUCAGUGUUAAAUUUUACUAGCCUCUUUAUCGAUGAAGGCUAUUUUUUAUCCGGGUUCAUGGAGAAAGUUUCACGGAAAGCGGGUGAAACCGCUGACAAAAACUAGUUUAACAUAAGUAAUUUGCUUAUGUAAAUAAAUUCAAUCUCCAAUCGCAGAUGGAUCAAUUAUUGUAAUCGACAGUAGAACGACAUCGUGACGGAGCAGUCGUGAAUCAUAUGUACACGCUACAUAGCACGGAUUUGCUGUCAAAUUGUAAGCCCAACGCAUACUAAUUCAAUUUCGUGCAAAGGGGAUCUAACCAGUUUGCAGAGAGCUAAAAACGUUUUAUGCAGAACUGUGCAAAUACUGAAUUAAAAAAUUCAAUUUUUAUAUACAUCACUGUUGCUACGUCUUGAAAAACCGUUACUUUUUAAUAGUUUUUGAAAAUUGUUAUACUGACCACAUGAGCCAACCCAGGUAUCAAAAUUACAUAAAUUAUGUAAAUUCUUCUGAGAACAUAGCUAAAGAAGGUAUUAUAGCUUUGUCAUUUGCCUACUUAUAAUUUUGGGUAUCGAUAGGUCAGGUUUUUUGGGUCCCGUACGCAACGAGCGAAACAGCACCCUAUUAAUAAGAAUUUGCUGUCCGUCUGUGACCAGGGGCCCGAUUCUCCUAAGUUAAUAAUGUCAAAAUCGAAUAGAAAUCGAAUCGCAAUAUGAUCGCAAUAGCAGUUUUAACCAUAUCGGGCAUUCUGCUACUGAUAAAAGACCAAUCGUAU
This is a messenger RNA of Helicoverpa zea (corn earworm), 4650 nucleotides long. It is a transcript of the gene Brf, whose product is annotated as transcription factor IIIB 90 kDa subunit. The transcript has 12 exons. Gene Ontology annotation, biological process: transcription by RNA polymerase III; transcription preinitiation complex assembly; DNA-templated transcription initiation. The record is from RefSeq and is a predicted model, not a curated record. Gene Ontology annotation, cellular component: nucleus; transcription factor TFIIIB complex; transcription preinitiation complex. The coding region runs from base 362 to 2302 and encodes 646 amino acids. Gene Ontology annotation, molecular function: TBP-class protein binding; RNA polymerase III type 3 promoter sequence-specific DNA binding; RNA polymerase III general transcription initiation factor activity. NCBI's taxonomy places the organism in Eukaryota, Metazoa, Arthropoda, Insecta, Lepidoptera, Noctuidae.